Messenger RNA from Phlebotomus papatasi, 7566 nucleotides. Its product is annotated as ATP-binding cassette sub-family C member 4-like. The record is from RefSeq and is a predicted model, not a curated record. Bases 721 to 7413 code for a protein of 2230 amino acids. Gene Ontology annotation, cellular component: membrane. Gene Ontology annotation, molecular function: ATP binding; ABC-type transporter activity; ATP hydrolysis activity. The transcript has 19 exons. Lineage: Eukaryota; Metazoa; Arthropoda; Insecta; Diptera; Psychodidae. Gene Ontology annotation, biological process: transmembrane transport.
CCAGUAUGCUCUCCCAUUUUAUCGGACGCGAAUCGCUUUGGACGGAGAGAAGUUUUCUCUUAGUUCCCCCCAUUAUAUAUAGAAUAUAUAUUGUAAAGUUUACCAGUGAACAGCUGACUGGGCUUGUGCGUAAAAUUGCAGUGCACGUGUCACGAGGCCAAGACCGUUGAGAAUUGGCAGUGCUGAAGUCAAGGGGUUUCCCAUUCCGCAGAAGUAGAAACCUCUUUGCUGUGGAAGAUUUCUCUCUGGUUUAAUGCAAAUUAUUCACACAUUUUCUUUUCUUGCAAAUCUUUACCAAAGACGUUUGAGUGUUUUUUUCCCGUGGUUUUUUGAGCAUAAAUUCACCAAAGGUAAUAGUGUGCAUUUGCAAAAUGUGAAUAUCAAAGUGGUGGUACUCGAUGAUCAAACUGUAAUUAGAUUUGGCUAAAUCCAAGGUGGAUUAACGUGAGUGAAGAGUGUUAAUAAAAAAAGAUUUUCCAACGUGGUGAUAGGAGGAGAAUUGAGAGCAAAAAAGUGCCUCAAGAUUGAUAAUCUCAACCAAGAAGAAUCACACAGUGUGAUAUUUAAGUAUAGUGAAAUAGUUAACUUCAUAUCAGUGGACAAAGACUGCAAACAGAAGUGCUACUUUAUCUCGCAGAACAAAAGUCCUGCCAAGUGUUUUAUUUCAAUAGCUGCCUAUUUAGCUAGUAGAAAAACUAAAAAAAAUAAAUAAAUCUCACAAUGAACAGAAGUUCAAAUAACACGACGACAAGGAAAAGAAAUCCCGUUGAGGAUGCCUCCUUUAUCAGCAAAAGAUUAUUUUGGUACUUAAGAGACUUAUUCCGGAUAGGAAUGAAACGGGCAAUAGAGGAUGGUGAUAUUUAUGAGACGCUUCCAGAGCAUAAGAGUGAGGGUCUGUCCAGUAAAUUCGACAGUUUAUGGGCAGUUGAGGUGCAAAAGAAGUCCCCAACGCUCCUUAGAAUAUACGCAAAAGCCUAUGGAUGGCAAGUGAUAGGAUUAGGUUUCCUCUUUUGCCUAAUAGAAACUACAACAAGAGUCGCUCAACCAUUAUGUUUAGGUGGACUUGUGACAUAUUUCUCACCUGGUGAGACAACUACAACAAAGACAGAAGCGUACAUGUACGCUGUGGGGAUUAUUCUAUCAUCUCUCAUACCCGUAGUUAUUUUCCAUCCCUUUAUCUUAUACAUCUUCCAACAUGGAAUGAAAAUUCGCGUUGGAACAUGUGCUUUGAUGUACAAAAAGGUGAUGAGAUUAUCUAAAUGUACAACAUUCGAUGGACUCAAUGGGCAGGUGAUUAACUUAAUGUCCAAUGACGUGGGGAGAUUUGACAUAGCCAUGGCUUUCAUCCAUGAUCUGUGGAAGGGACCACUUGAAGCACUCCUUCUGGGAUAUUUCAUCUAUCGGGAAAUUGGUGUUUCCGGUAUCCUGGGCAUGGCUUUCCUGCUUGGAUUUAUCCCACUUCAAGCUUAUAUUGGACGUAAAGCAGCCACAUUUCGAUUGCGCACCGCCAAGAGAACCGAUAUCCGAAUACGAUUCAUGAAUGAAAUCAUUCAGGGCAUUCAAGUAAUUAAAAUGUACGCUUGGGAGAAAUCCUUUGCUGCCAUGGUGGACAAAGUUCGGCGGAAGGAGAUAAAUGCCAUACGGGGUUCAUCAUACGUGAGAGCUACUUUCUACUGCUUCACCCUAAUCUCCAAGUUUGCCCUCUUUAUCAGCCUCAUGUCUUACAUCUACUUUGGGAAUAUCUUCACAGCUCGGAAGGUAUUUAUCGUGUCUUCCUUCUACAAUGUCCUCAAUGAAUCGAUGGUGCACUUCUGGCCAAUGGCCAUCACAACCUGUGCUGAGGCGUACAUUUCAGCCAAGAGAAUCACAGAAUUCCUCCUGAGGGCUGAGAAGAAGACCAGGCAACCCACGGGGGAGCUGGAGGAAGAUCCUGGGGUAAUUGUGGCGAAUGGGAAGAGUGAGAAGGAGAUUGCAAUGAAUGUCAAGAGGAAGAUUGAGACACUGAGGAAACAGGUGAAAGUAAAUGGAAAGUGCGAUGCUGAGCAUCUUCUGCCACCGCGCAUAGAUAAUGAGGAGGCACAGUAUAAGGGGGUGAUUCUCAAGAAUGUCACAGCACUGUGGAGUGAAGAGAAUGCAGAAGCGAGAAAUGGUCUGACUUCAGUGAAUUUGGAGGUGCACGAGGGACAGAUGUGCGCAGUUAUUGGUCCCGUGGGAUCAGGAAAGACGACUCUGCUGCAAACAAUUAUCGGGGAAUUAGAAGUGGACGAGGGGAAUGUAGAGAUCAAUGGGAGGGUGAGCUAUGCUGCUCAGGAACCAUGGUUAUUUGAGGGAAGCAUCCGGAGGAAUAUUCUCUUCGUGGAGGACUACGAUGAGGAACGAUAUCAUGAAGUGAUAAAAGUCUGUGCCUUACAAAAGGAUCUGGAUAUGUUCCCAAAUGGAGAUGCCACAAUUGUGGGAGAGCGUGGAGUAAGUCUGAGUGGAGGGCAGAAGGCCAGGGUGAGCCUGGCAAGAGCUGUUUACAGAAAGGCAGACAUUUACCUUCUGGAUGAUCCUCUGUCAGCUGUGGACACUCAUGUGGGGAAGCACAUCUUCGAGAGAUGUAUCCGACGCUUCCUGGCAGAUAAAAUUGUCAUCCUGGUGACGCAUCAGCUGCAAUAUCUCAAGGAUGUUCGACACAUUGUCCUCCUCAAUGGAGGAAGAAUUGAAAUCCAAGGAUCUUACGAUGAGAUUCGACAGAGCAAUCUUGAGUCUAUUCUUUCUCUAGCUCCCGAUGAGAGUCAAGAGCCACAGACUCCAGUGACGGAACAGAAGCUCAAAACCUUCCCAUCUCAGGUGGACUUCAAGGGCCAGUCUGACACUCACGUGGAGGAGGAGAAAGAAACUCAAGCCAUUGGCUCUGUCAGCCUCAGUGUCUACAAGUCCUACUUCAAAUCAGUGGACAAUCUCUGUUUCAUCCUGUUUGUCUUUGUGGCCUUUAUCCUCUCCCAAAUUGCCAUCAGUGGUACUGAUUACUUUGUGGCUCAGUGGGUAAAUUGGGAGGAAUCUCUGGUGCGAGAUGACAUGAAUAGCACAAAUAUCCUGACCACAAAUGCCACAGAAUUGAGUGGAAAUGCCACUGAAGAAGUGCAAAUAGUACCUGUGGCCACAGAAGAGGAUGCCACACGCGAGAGAUACAUGAUCAUCUAUGGAUCUCUCAUGGUGGUUCUCCUCUAUUUGGUCAUCCAGAGGACUUUUUCCUUCUUCAGGCUGUGCCUGAUGGCCUCCACAAAAAUCCACGACAGACUCUUUCGUGGCAUUACAAGGGCCACCAUGUGGUUCUUCAACAGCAAUCCUUCCGGAAGGAUUCUCAAUAGAUUCUCCAAAGAUAUUGGCGGAAUUGACAGUCACUUGCCUAAUAGUCUCAUCGACUGCAUUAUUUUCUUCCUGGAAGUCUUUGCUGUGAUGGUUCUGGUUGGAGUUGUGAACUUUUGGAUGAUUAUCCCAACUGUUGUGAUGUCUAUCCUACUGUAUACAAUCAGGAGGAUCUACAUUAGUACGGGAAGAAGUAUAAAACGCCUAGAGUCGAUGACACGUAGUCCAAUUUUCUCUCAUGUGAAUGCCACGCUUCAGGGUCUGUCGACAAUUCGUGCCCUCAAGGCUCAGUCCUACCUCCAAUCUGAGUUCUAUUUGCAUCAGAAUGUGAACUCCUCAGCGUGGUAUAUGUACCUGGCAGCUACGAGAUCCUUUGCCAUGUGGCUGGACAUCAUCUGCGUUAUUUACAUUGCCAUUGUCACUCUGAGCUUCCUGUUUCUGGACAAUGAAACUCUUGGAGGAAAUGUCGGUUUGGCGAUUAUGCAAGUGAACUCCCUGAUUGGGAUGUGUCAGUGGGGAAUGCGACAGACAGCAGAAUUGGAGAAUGAGAUGACUUCUGUAGAGCGUGUUCUUGAGUAUGCUGACCUACCCCCUGAACCACCGCUUGAAACCGCCACCAAGUACCGUCCCUUCAAAGGAUGGCCUAACCGUGGAGCAGUUUCCUUCAACAAUCUCUCUCUGCGAUACUCCAAAGAUACUGAAGUUGUCCUCAAAGAUCUCAAUUUCUCAAUUCAACCUGGAGAAAAAAUUGGAAUUGUUGGCCGAACGGGAGCUGGGAAGUCUUCAAUGAUCCAGGCUCUGUUCAGGCUGGCUCCCAUUGAGGGACGCAUUGAAAUCGAUGGCAUAGACACUCAGACACUGGGUCUGCAUGAUCUCCGGAGCAAAAUCUCCAUUAUCCCUCAAGAUCCGAUCUUGUUCUCGGGCUCCCUGCGAGCCAAUCUCGAUCCCUUCGAGGAGCGCAAGGAUGCCGAGAUCUGGAGUGCCCUUGAGGGAGUGGAGUUGCGUGGGGCUGUGGGGCAGUUGGCUGGUGGGAUUGACUGUCGCAUGGCAGAUGGAGGAUCGAACUUUAGCAUGGGUCAGAGGCAAUUGGUGUGCCUGGCCAGGGCCAUUCUCCGGGACAAUCGCAUCCUGGUGCUGGAUGAGGCGACAGCCAAUGUGGAUCCGGAGACCGAUCGCCUCAUCCAGACCACAAUUCGCACGAGAUUCGCCCAUUGCACAGUGCUCACGAUCGCCCAUCGGCUGCACACGGUCAUGGACAGUGAUCGCGUACUGGUGAUUGAUACUGGUCGCGUGGUGGAAUUUGGACAGCCCCAUGAACUUCUCCAACGACCCGGGGGACACCUGAGGUCACUCGUAGACCAAACAGGACCCGCCACGGCCUCCCUCUUGAGCCAAGUGGCUGAGGAAGCCUUCCUCAGGGCGCGCAACACUAAAUUUGGAUUGGUUUUUUGGUGUGAAAAAUUUCCAGGAAUCUCAGGAAUUGAUCUCACAGUUGAACCGAGUAGUUUGUGUGCUGUCGUUGGGCCAGUUGGAGCUGGCAAGUCUACCCUACUUCAGGUGAUUCUGGGUGAGUUGGAGCUGGAUGAUGGUUUGAUGACAGUCACGGGAAAAAUUAGUUAUGCCUCCCAGGAGCCAUGGCUCUUUGAGGGCAGUGUCCGGAGGAAUAUUCUCUUCGUUGAGGAAUACGAUGAAAGUAGAUACAAAGCAGUCAUACGAGUUUGUGCUUUGGAAAAGGAUUUGGCCAUGUUGCCUCAUGGUGAUGCCACAAUUGUGGGCGAACGAGGGAUCAGCCUGAGUGGCGGCCAAAGAGCUAGAGUUAAUUUGGCUCGAGCCAUUUAUAAGAAAGCCGAUAUCUAUCUCCUAGAUGAUCCCCUCUCUGCUGUGGACACUCAUGUGGGAAAGCACAUCUUCGAUAAGUGCAUCAAAGAAUUUCUCAAGGAUAAAGUUUGCGUGCUGGUGACGCAUCAACUGCAGUAUUUGAAGGACGUAAACCACGCUAUUCUGAUGAAUGUGGGCCACAUCGAGACCAGUGGCACGUUCAAGGAACUCAAGACCAGCAAGAGCUACAGUUUGCUGGCAAAUGCCAUUGAGGAUGGUGCUAAGGAAGCCAAAGGGAAGACAGAUGGGACAGAUGAUGAGAAGAAAAACAAAACCAACACCAAUUUAGACCAUGAACCAACAGCCUCGAAGGAAUCUCAAAUAGUUGGAGCCGUUGGAUAUCGCACGUACAAAUCCUAUUUGAAGUCAGUGGAAAGUUGCUGGACCGUCUCACUGGUAUGCUUCUUGUUUGUUGCAGCUCAAGUUAGCAUGAGUGGUGUGGAUUACUUUGUGUCCAAAUGGGUAAAUUGGGAGGAAUCAAUCUCAUAUGAGAAAUAUCUCAAGAAUGGAACAGACGGAAGCAUGAGUCAUGCUGAUGAGGAAGAAGUUUCUCGCACGAGAUUCAUCUACACCUACGCCAUUGCCAUCCUUGCCCUCCUGGGACUCACCCUCAGCCGAUCCUAUUCCUUCUUUCACAUGUGCCUCAGAGCAUCCGUCAAGCUGCACGAUAAGCUAUUUCGUGGCCUUACCAGAGCCAGGAUGCUCUUUUUCAACACCAAUCCAUCGGGUCGUAUUCUCAAUCGCUUCUCAAAGGAUAUUGGCUGUGUAGAUGCCCAAUUACCUGUUGCCAUGAUGGAUUGUAUCCUGUUCUUCCUGGAGUUAAUUGCCAUCAUCACAUUGGUGGCUAUUGUAAAUUACUGGCUUCUACUGCCAACAUUCAUAAUGUCCCUCCUGUUCUACCUCCUGCGGUUCGUUUAUGUGAACACAGCCAGGAGUAUAAAGCGCGUAGAGGCUCUUACUCGAAGUCCAGUGUUUUCCCACACAAAUGCCACCCUUCAGGGUCUGGCCACAAUUCGUGCUUUCAAUGCUCAGCAAGUUCUGACGAAUGAAUUUGACUCACAUCAGGAUCUCAAUACAUCGGCUUGGUAUCUCUAUUUGGCCACGACCAGAGCUUUCGCACUGUGGUUGGAGCUCGUGUGUGUUCUAUACAUAACUUCCGUAACAAUGAGUUUUCUCGUUCUCGGCAAUGACGCUUUGGGAGGCAAUGUGGGAUUGGCAAUCACACAAGUAUUCAAUCUUAUCUUUAUGUGCCAGUGGGGGAUGCGUCAGACAGCAGAAUUGGAAAAUCAAAUGACAUCUGUGGAGAGGGUGGUUGAAUAUGCUGAGCAACCGAGUGAGCCAUCCAUGGAUACUGAGCCCAAGUAUCGACCACCGGUCGAUUGGCCACACUCAGGUGGGCUCAAAUUCACCAAUUUCGCUCUCCGUUACACACCUGACGGAAAGGACGUGCUGAAGGAUAUCAAUGUUGCAAUUAGACCAAGGGAGAAAAUCGGAAUUGUUGGCCGAACCGGAGCUGGCAAGUCUUCAAUCAUUCAAGCUCUAUUCCGUUUGGCAUUCAAUGAGGGACUGAUCGAGAUUGAUGGCAUUAAUGCCGAAACUCUGGGAUUGCAUGACCUUCGUAGCAAAAUAUCAAUAAUUCCCCAGGAUCCAAUCCUAUUUACCGGAACCCUGAGACACAAUCUCGAUCCUUUUGAGGAAAAGAAAGACGAUGAAAUUUGGAGUGCUCUAGCACAGGUGGAACUCAAAGAGGCCGUUUCACAUUUGCCUCGUGGUUUGGACAGCAAAAUGUCCGAUGGCGGAUCGAACUUCAGCAUGGGCCAGAGGCAGUUGGUAUGCCUAGCCAGAGCCAUACUCCGGGACAAUCGAAUCCUAGUUUUAGACGAAGCAACGGCCAAUGUUGAUCCGGAUACAGAUCGUCUGAUCCAGACUACAAUCCGGGAUAAAUUCGCACAGUGCACAGUAUUAACUAUAGCUCAUCGACUACAUACGGUCAUGGACAGCGAUCGGGUGUUGGUAGUCGAUGCCGGUCGUGUGGUUGAGUUUGGACAUCCCUAUGAUCUUAUUCAGAAGGCCCAGGGAGGCUUCUUCAGAGCACUCGUGGACGAAACGGGUCCCACCACUUCACUUCAGCUCAUCGAAUUGGCGCGAAAGAACUUCGAUCGGACAUCCCAAGUACCUUCGUGAUUUCCAGUCACAGUUCUUGCAAUCCACCCGCAACAUUUGAGAUUAUACUUAUUUUCCCCUCUCGAAAAAGUCCUCAUUUUUUAUAUUAAAAUUGUAACGCUCAAUCUUGUUUUUUUUUGUAUUUGUCAUGAACUAUAAAUGGAAUUUUCUGUG